Molecule: messenger RNA, 201 nt
Organism: Caenorhabditis sp. 36 PRJEB53466
Lineage: Eukaryota; Metazoa; Nematoda; Chromadorea; Rhabditida; Rhabditidae
Source: the annotation of a GenBank genome assembly
AUGGAAGGCGAUUGGACGUUUUACAUUGAAUGGCAGCCCAGGGACCAGUUUUAUUACAUCAAGAGGAUCGAAUUCGGAUGUCCGCAAGAAGUGGAUGUGCAGAGAAACUACAGGAAUUUGAACUAUCCGCACUAUUGGAAGAUCUCCACUGGAAUCGUUUUGGAGAAAGAGCUGAAGCCUCUGGAUCCAGAACCUUACUAA